UCCACUACAGCGAUGGACGAAGUUGUCAGCGGGGAUGUCGCUUCGUGACUCGAAUACAGGCUCAGAUAGGCGUGGACGAGGAAUUGGAUCGCGGGGAUCAACAACGCUCGCUCUGCCUCCGAGAAUUUCCAGUUUUCGUCCUUCCAGGUCACGAGCGUUUUUGCGACCAUCUCUUGGUGCUGGGCCGAGAAUGGGGGCUGGCAGCUCUGCCAGAGCAUCGCGAAACUGGAUUCAAACUUGUAUGGAAGCGCGGGUUGGUCGAGAGACCGGAGGAGGUAGGUGCAGACGACGUUGAGCUUAGCAUCGGCCAGCUCCGCUCGCGCAAUCUGCAGCAGAUCCGAGACCGGGACUGUGCCGUCCAGGGGAGCUGCGACGACAGAGGGGAGGACAAGAGGGUAUCCUGGCCGGCCGAAAGCACGCCACUUGGACUGUACAAGCCCUUUGACGUUCCCCUUUUGCCCUUGCCUAGUAUAUGCGCGUUGUAAAUCGUCCAACGAGUCUUCUAUCUCGCACGCGCAGCUCCAAUACAGCAGUGCCGACAUCGUGGACCAAUACAGCUCCAGCGCCGCCCCGGGGUGAUUCGUAUAGAGAUAACUCCAGCCCAAGCCGCCCGAGAUCACCACAGGCGACGCCUGCCCCAUGCCAUGCUCGGGUUCGAACCGAGCCCAAGCAAAGAACGGGAGCGAGGGCUGGAGAGAAUUUGUGGCACCGCCAGCGCCAAUUCGGAUGUGCGCUAGCGCGACGACGGCCUUCACGGCGGCGAUGCAUCGCUGUGUCUCGUUCCCCGCCACAGCCGACCGCAGGAACGACAGCAGCCGACGGACGAGCCCGGCUUCCGUGUCCUGUGUGACCGAAACGAUCAAAGGACUACGGACGUCUCCUGCGGUGACAAAAAGAGCCUCGGGAAGCGCCUCGAUGAACGGCGCCAACUCGUUGUCGUCGACUCGCGAUUUGAG
Messenger RNA from Mycena citricolor, 956 nucleotides. NCBI's taxonomy places the organism in Eukaryota, Fungi, Basidiomycota, Agaricomycetes, Agaricales, Mycenaceae. The record is from the annotation of a GenBank genome assembly.